GUCAAGACCUUAAUAAUGAUCAGGAUGGCAAGAGUCUUUUAGUACUUAACAAUGUGUAGGCUGGAGUAGCUUUUGAGUUACCAUGAGGAUUUACUUCAUUUUCUCCUUAUUUGUUUAAGACACAAAAAUGCCAGAGUAAAGAUGGGUGACUGGAACUUUCUUGGUGGGAUUCUAGAGGAGGUGCAUAUCCACUCCACAAUGGUGGGGAAAAUCUGGCUGACCAUCCUCUUCAUCUUCCGCAUGCUGGUGCUUGGUGUGGCGGCGGAGGAUGUGUGGAACGAUGAACAGGCUGAUUUUAUCUGCAACACCGAGCAGCCUGGCUGCCGCAACGUGUGCUAUGACAAAGCCUUCCCCAUUUCCCUCAUCCGUUACUGGGUGCUGCAGGUCAUUUUUGUUUCUUCCCCCUCGCUGGUGUACAUGGGCCAUGCUCUCUACCGCCUCCGAGCCCUUGAAAAAGAACGUCAGCGCAAAAAAUUGGCACUGAGACGUGAAUUGGAGGCUGUGGACAUAGAGAUGGCGGAGGUACGACGCAAAAUAGAACGUGAGCUUCGGCAGAUCGACCAGGGGAAGCUAAAUAAAGCUCCCUUGAGAGGGUCUCUUCUGCGCACCUACGUGGCUCACAUAGUCACCCGCUCGGCCGUAGAGGUGGGUUUUAUGACCGGACAAUAUGUUCUGUAUGGGUUUCAUCUAAAUCCACUCUACAAAUGUGAGCGGGAGCCCUGUCCGAAUGCAGUGGACUGCUUUGUAUCUCGACCCACUGAGAAAAGCGUCUUCAUGGUGUUCAUGCAAUGCAUAGCUGCCAUCUCAUUGUUUCUCAACAUCCUGGAGAUCAUGCACCUGGGAUACAAGAAGCUUAAAAAGGUCAUCUUGAACUACUACCCACAGCUGAGGGAUGAUCUCGAUGACAGCUACUAUCCAAACAAGCUGAAGAAAGAUUCCGUGGUGCAUCAAACAUGCACUGGCACCUCCACUGGCCGCAAGACCACCAUUGCUUCAGCACCCAGUGGAUACAACCUUCUUCUCGAGAGACCACCUGAUGGAAACGCCUACCCUCCUUUGAUCAACCCAUCCUCUGCUUUCUUGCCCGUUCAGAGUGAUAUGCAAACCAAAGAUGGUUCUGAUGCACCAAAGUACUCACAGAACAGUCCCACAGAGCACAACAGCAAUUCCAACAACACCAGCAGUGAUACACGUUCACCACCUUCCAACUCAGUCACGCCGCCAAAGCAAGAUGAAGGGGAAGAUUCUAUCCACCCUCCACCUCUGUUCAAGAAAGGCCAGGAGUCUAAGACUUUAGACUCAUCGAGCCAUCCCAGGGAAUCUUCUCACACAUCAUCCGGCGUGGGAAAGAAGCCAUGGAAGGUCAGCGCACCCUGGAACUGCUCAACGGUGGUAGAAGGUAAUGGCUCAGACACGGAUUCCUCGGAAGGUGCUAAGGCUCGCUGUCCCUACGCCGCUGUGCGAGCUCGUACUUCAUCCAGGUCUGAUUCCAAAGUGAGCAGGCCCACUUCUCCCGAUUCAAUAGAAGAAUCCAGCUCUGAGUCACGGCAUAGUCCAAGAGCAUCACCAAGCCAUCGUGCCUCAAUGGCCAGCAGUUCCAGUAGCAGACGAGCAGCUCCUACAGACCUACAGAUAUAAGAAAAACUCAAUAUAGGCUUUCAUUGUUGAUGGUAGCCAUGUCAUUUUUACAAUUACAGUAUAUUUAUUAAAGACUAAAGUUUUAUAUUCAACUCUAUAACGUUGUGGCACUCCUUAACGGAUUGUUUUCGCUCUCUUUUUACAUAUCAAUUUAGCAGUACACACUGACAGUGUAUUUCAUUAACAACAGUAGU
Carassius carassius (crucian carp) is the source of this 1832-nucleotide messenger RNA. It is a transcript of the gene gja9a, whose product is annotated as gap junction protein alpha 9a. The transcript is spliced from 2 exons. The record is from RefSeq and is a predicted model, not a curated record. NCBI's taxonomy places the organism in Eukaryota, Metazoa, Chordata, Actinopteri, Cypriniformes, Cyprinidae. Gene Ontology annotation, cellular component: connexin complex. Gene Ontology annotation, biological process: cell communication. Bases 142 to 1638 code for a protein of 498 amino acids.